AUGAAAGCAGGUUUUAUGAACAUGAAUUCCAGUGACGUCGAAUAUAAUGAUGAUAUGCAAUUUAUUGAAAAAAUAAGAAAAAGAAAUGUUCAUAUAAGUGAUGAUGAUUUCGGUGCAUUUGAAAAGUACACUAAAGUUGUUAAACCUCAAGGUAAAGAUGCAGUUGGUCGAUAUGGCAAUGAAGAUCCAAAUCGUGUUAUGCCUAGUCAAGAACCUGUACUUGAUAGAUCAAUACGAACAUCGAAAAAAAAUUCUCGUCCGAGUUUACAACAACGAGUAGUAAUAUAA
Rotaria sp. Silwood1 is the source of this 288-nucleotide messenger RNA. The record is from the annotation of a GenBank genome assembly. Lineage: Eukaryota; Metazoa; Rotifera; Eurotatoria; Philodinida; Philodinidae.